AAGGUAUGUGGCUGUGAGUCAUCACUCUCAUAUAAGCCAUCUGCUAGUGUUCACUGGUUGAUAAAGCGCUUCGUUUCCAACUACCCGAUCUGAUAAGCAUCUUUAGGCUUCAAUGGCUUCUUCCCUCCUCAACGGGGUCAUCACCUCCCCCAAGGGACUAGGUUUCCCCACUUCCAAACUCCAAGCAAGGUCAACUCCUCCGCUGAGUUUAGUCUCCGUGACCCGAACCACAUCCACCACACGGAGUCUCUCUGUCUCAACCAGAUGCACCAGCAGCAGCGUACCAGCAGCGUCAAGACCAUCCGCGCAACCCAGGUUCAUCCAGCACAAAAAGGAAGCCUACUGGUUCUACAGGUUCUUGUCAAUCGUGUACGACCAUAUCAUCAAUCCAGGACACUGGACUGAAGACAUGAGAGACGACGCUCUCGAGCCUGCGGAUCUGAGCAGUCCGAACAUGCGUGUCGUCGAUGUCGGAGGCGGAACUGGUUUCACCACGCUUGGAAUCGUCAAGACAGUGAAGGCCAAGAACGUUACGAUUCUUGACCAGUCGCCACAUCAGCUUGCUAAGGCUAAGCAGAAGGAGCCGUUGAAGGAAUGUACUUUCGUUGAAGGAGAUGCAGAGGAUCUCCCUUUUCCUACUGAUUAUGCUGACAGAUACGUCUCUGCUGGCAGCAUUGAGUAUUGGCCUGACCCGCAGAGGGGAAUAAGGGAAGCAUACAGAGUUCUCAAGAUUGGUAGUAAAGCAUGUAUCAUUGGUCCUGUCUACCCAACUUUCUGGCUUUCACGCUUCUUUGCAGAUGUUUGGAUGCUUUUCCCCAAGGAGGAAGAGUACAUUGAGUGGUUCACGAAAGCUGGUUUCAAGGACGUUCAGCUUAAGAGGAUUGGACCCAAGUGGUACCGUGGUGUUCGUAGGCACGGACUUAUCAUGGGAUGCUCUGUCACUGGUGUCAAACCUGCCUCUGGUGACUCUCCUCUCCAGCUUGGUCCGAAAGAAGAGGAUGUUGAGAAGCCUGUCAACAAUCCUUUCUCCUUCUUGGGACGUUUCCUCUUGGGAACACUAGCGGCUGCUUGGUUUGUGUUGAUUCCGAUCUAUAUGUGGAUCAAGGAUCAGAUCGUUCCUAAAGACCAACCCAUUUGAGAAAAGAGCAUAUGUAUGAUUUGUAAGACCCUCCUUUGUUAGACAAGCUUUUCUUUUUGUCCUGGUUACUAUGAUGAACCCUUUUCAAAAUAAAUCUAUCUCUCUAUUCCUUUCACUAAUGUUGAUCUCG
Molecule: messenger RNA, 1268 nt
Organism: Eruca vesicaria subsp. sativa (arugula)
Lineage: Eukaryota; Viridiplantae; Streptophyta; Magnoliopsida; Brassicales; Brassicaceae
Source: the annotation of a GenBank genome assembly